ACACGUGUUUCUGCACAUCCACACAGGACAAACGGGACACUUUCAACCCAUCCAAACGGGUUUUUUUUUUUUUUUUUCGGCGACACUCCUCCUCAGGCCUAGAACACUUAGUAAUAUUGACAGCCGAUGUAUUGGAAUGUAUAGAACAACAGAAACGAGAGAGGAAACACCGGAGAGCACCUACUUGUUGACAUUAGCGACCUCCUCUCGUUUUUAAAACACAGCCAAAGCGCUUCACAAUGAAACCUCAGGACAAUAUCAGGGAGAAGACCACCGCGUGGAUCUUUGGAUACGGCUCCUUGGUGUGGAAACCAGGGUUUGCUUACAAGAAGAGCAAAAUCGGAUACAUUACAGGGUACAAAAGGCGCUUCUGGCACGGAGAUGAUUUUUACCGAGGGAACAAGGACAAGCCGGGCAGAGUGGCCACACUAGUGGAGGAUCAGGAGGCUUGCACGUGGGGAGUGGCCUACGAGGUGACAGACUCCCAGGUAGACGAGUCCCUCCAGUACCUGAACACGAGAGAGGUCGUGCUGGGGGGUUACAGGACCGAGAUGGUGGAGUUCAUCCCGAAGGAGCAGGGCCAGGCUCCCCUGUUGGCCCUCGUCUACAUCGCCACCUCCGACAACCCCAUCUACCUCGGUCCGGCCUCGGACAAGGAGAUCGCCGCCCAGAUCGCCGCCUGCAGGGGCAGCACGGGCCACAACAGUGAAUACCUGGUGCGCCUGGCGGAGUUCAUGAGGCUGUACUGUCCUGAGGUAGAGGACGAGCACCUCUUCUCUAUUGAGGCGGCUCUCCUGAACAUUUUCAGUGACUGUGGAGGGAUCAAACCCUUAGACCAAACACCCCUGCUGAUGGCAGGGACAUGAAAGAUUACAUACUGUACAUAUUAUUAAGAUUUUUAUUUUUAUGCUGGGUGAAAGGGAAAUCUUGCAAGACAUUUUAAGGGUAUCCGCCACUUGAAUAGGCAAUACCCCGUUUGACGUCAAGGCAAAUGUAAAAACUGGUGACGUUUUCUAUUUUAAGGUAGUAACAUAACCUCACAGAGUGUUCGUCAGCACUCGUCUUUGACCUUCUCACUUGACAUUUUUGGACUGCGAAGACGGAGAAUUUAUCUUACACACACACACCGCUGUACAGUACACUGAAUGAAGAUUCCAGAAGCAUGUGGUGCUUUUAAAAAACACACACCAGGAGAUGACGACGUCUCCCGCUGAAUAUCUUACACCUUUGUUGUAAAAGGAUUUCAGCAAUGAUUGUAUACUGUGUACCUUUUUAAAAUAAACGAUUGAAUUCUG
This is a messenger RNA of Acanthopagrus latus (yellowfin seabream), 1295 nucleotides long. Its product is annotated as glutathione-specific gamma-glutamylcyclotransferase 1-like. The transcript has 3 exons. Gene Ontology annotation, cellular component: cytoplasm. Bases 240 to 866 code for a protein of 208 amino acids. The record is from RefSeq and is a predicted model, not a curated record. Gene Ontology annotation, molecular function: gamma-glutamylcyclotransferase activity; glutathione specific gamma-glutamylcyclotransferase activity. Gene Ontology annotation, biological process: glutathione catabolic process. Lineage: Eukaryota; Metazoa; Chordata; Actinopteri; Spariformes; Sparidae.